Messenger RNA from Phaedon cochleariae (mustard beetle), 456 nucleotides. Lineage: Eukaryota; Metazoa; Arthropoda; Insecta; Coleoptera; Chrysomelidae. The record is from the annotation of a GenBank genome assembly.
AUGAAACAAGAGGUUAACACAGAAGGUAUAGUAAUCUAUAAGAUCACUAAAAUACACGACGGCAAUGUCCAGGUGAAAAUAAAAAGGAAGGAAGAAAAAAACAGAGCGCUCUUUCGUGAAUCGAUGUCAGAAGGACUCAGGAAAGUGGCCAAAGUACAAACGAAACAGAGAACCCAAACUUUUAUGAUCCUGGACAUAGACGAGACAGUGCUAGAAGAAGAGGAGGAAACCAACGACAGAGGACUGAAAUAUGCCUUCAUCACGACUAGGGAUGAUGUAACCAAGAUACUCGAAAACGAGUCUAGGAUAGGAAACGGCUGGAAUAGAUGGCGAAUCAAUGAAGUAAAAGAGGCCAAAAGAGGCUACAAGUGUCGAAAAUUGGGCAUGUAUCAAAAGACUGUGGUGAAAAAGAUGGAGAGACAAGGUGCCAUGACUGCGGUGAGCCUGGACAUCUAA